This is a messenger RNA of Cucurbita pepo subsp. pepo (vegetable marrow), 1726 nucleotides long. RefSeq names its product cyclin-A2-1. Gene Ontology annotation, molecular function: cyclin-dependent protein serine/threonine kinase regulator activity. The record is from RefSeq and is a predicted model, not a curated record. Gene Ontology annotation, biological process: mitotic cell cycle phase transition. NCBI's taxonomy places the organism in Eukaryota, Viridiplantae, Streptophyta, Magnoliopsida, Cucurbitales, Cucurbitaceae.
AAAAUCCGCUUCCUUCCCGCUCCUUCUCCCCGCUCCUCUUCCCCGUUGACGCUCCUCUGCCAUGUUGCUCCGAUGCUAGCUCCGUCGACUAUGGCCUUCGCUUCACUUCACCUAUAUGCACUCGAAGUUAUGUGAUCGAAGAAGUUUUCGGAAUGGAACUCUCUGUCAUGCUGUAAGCUUAGUUGCGGUUUAACUCCGUCCGUUCUGGCGCAUGCGUGUGGAUUAAUUGUGCGGUUGUUGAAGUUAUAGCCAUGCAUUUGUUCGUCCACACACAAAAGAUCUGUUGAAUAUGAUGAAAGAACUUAAGUUUGCCGUCAGAAUCACACGCUCCCAGUCUAAUUCCUUGAGUAGACUGGAAGCUACUUCACCCUCGUUACAAGUUUCACUCAAAAAACUGCGCAAACGCGGUCAUGCCGAAAACUCUGAACGAGCACAACUGGAUGGAAGCAAUGCUCCUACAACUAUCACUAUUGGCCUUCGGCGCAAAAGAAGAGCAGUGCUCAAGGAUGUUACUAACAUGUCCUGUGAGAGCAAUAAUCUGGGUUGCUUGCAUGCUUCAAAAAUUCAGGUACAUGAGGUCAUACAGAUCGAAUCACUUGAAGAUUUACCCAUUAAAAGGACGGCUGAAUCACAAGUUACCUUUCCAAUGAUGAGGCCAGACAAAAAAGAGACAGCACAGAAGAACAAGUUUCAGACUGUCAUAGGAUGCACAAAUGCUGCGUUUCCCAAGUCUUCGGGAUUAAAAGACCACCAAAUGAAAGAUGAGGCUCGAGUUUGUGAUAAACUAAACCAUCUCGGUACAUCGGAUGUUGUUUCAAUCUCAGAAGAUCCUCAAGCAUGCACACUAUAUGCCCAUAACAUAUAUGAUAUCAAUCGUGUAAUAGAGCUUGAUCAAAGGCCUUCUACUAAUUAUAUGGAAAAGUUACAGAAAUAUAUCACUCCAAUCAUGCGAGGGAUUCUAAUUGAUUGGUUAGUUGAGGUUUCUGAAGAAUAUAAACUCGUCUCUGACACACUUUACCUCACCGUGAAUCUCAUCGAUCGAUUUCUCUCUCAAAGUUGCAUCGAAAGGCAUAGAUUACAACUCCUUGGUGUCAGUUGCAUGUUAAUCGCCUCUAAAUAUGAAGAAGUAUGUGCACCAUUUGUGGAAGAGUUUUGCUGCAUCACGGACAACACCUAUACGAGAGGAGAGGUACUAAAAAUGGAGGGUGAAGUACUGAACUUGCUCAACUUUCAGCUCUCUGUUCCCACUACAAAAACAUUUCUCAGGAGAUUUGUGCAGGUAGCACCGGCUUCUUGCAAGGAACCUCACAACGAGUUCGAGCAUUUGACGAAUUAUCUAGCAGAAUUGACUCUUGGCGAGUACAGCUUUCUGAAGUUUCUGCCAUCAGCAGUGGCUGCAUCUGUGGUGUUCUUAGCCAAAUGGAUUCUGAAUCAACCAAAUCACCCAUGGAAUCCAAGUCUAGAACAGUAUACAAAUUACAGUGUCUCCCAGCUAAAAGCUCCAGUACUUGCCUUAGAACAUCUAAGAUUGAACUCCUCAACUUGCCCUUUCAACGCCAUCUUUCACAAGUACAGACAACACAAGUUUGGAAGCGUGGCGACUUUAACCCCCACAAUACCAGUUCUCUCAGCUUUCCAAAACCAGACAGAUUCCUAAAUCCAGGGGUAUUUCAGACCUUUCCCAAACUAGACACACCUUCAAACCAACCGUGAUGAAAAAAAAAAA